CUUCCCAGGCAGCGAAGGGCUUGAGGCUGAAGCCGCGAUCGUUCACGCCCUGCCCCCCCAAAAAAGCCUUGUGUCAAUGGGAGGAGAGAGCGUGGGAGAGAUCGCGGCGCGUCAGAAUCGCACCCUGGUUAAGCAGAGGGAGACGCACCGAGUCUAACCAAACGCUGAGAGCCCCCUGCAAAGCCGAAAGGGGCCUAUGAACCAGGAGCCGAUUUAAAACAAAGUGCAGGAGGACGAGGAGAAGGAUUUGCUUGUUUUAUUAUUUAGGGGCAAGAGCGUACGUACGCCCUCUUUGGUAUUUCGGAUCAAUUUCCGAGGGGCUUCCCACCCGUUGUAAUUUCAGAUCAAUUUCGGCUGCAGUUUAAUUUGGGGGAAGCUUUACUGAUUUUCAACACACACACACACAAACACAAGAGCCCAGCCCUGCAAAGGGAAGAGAAAGUGGCGACUGUCAACCAUGAGAGAAUAUAAAGUGGUCGUUUUAGGCAGCGGGGGUGUUGGAAAAUCUGCCCUAACCGUGCAAUUCGUCACAGGAUCUUUCAUUGAGAAGUACGACCCGACCAUUGAGGAUUUUUACAGGAAGGAGAUCGAGGUGGACUCGUCGCCCUCGGUGUUGGAGAUAUUGGACACGGCCGGCACCGAGCAGUUCGCCUCCAUGCGGGACCUGUACAUCAAGAACGGGCAGGGCUUCAUCCUGGUUUAUAGCCUGGUCAACCAGCAGUCCUUCCAGGACAUAAGACCCAUGAGGGACCAGAUCAUCCGAGUGAAGAGAUACGAGAGAGUGCCCUUGCUGCUGGUGGGCAAUAAGGUGGACUUGGAAGGGGAGCGAGAGGUGACUUACGGAGAGGGGAGAGCUUUGGCCGAUGAAUGGAACUGCCCGUUUAUGGAAACCUCGGCCAAGAAUAAAAUCUCAGUGGACGAACUGUUUGCAGAGAUCGUUCGGCAGAUGAACUAUGUAGCCCAGCCUAAUGGAGAUGACCAAUGUUGUUCCUCGUGCGUGCUGCUGUGAUAGAUUUCUAUAUAAAUAUAUAUUAUACAUUAUAAAACGAAGGCACAGAAUUUCUAUGCAAAGUUGGAGAUGUGGAUAUGUGGAAGUCCAUAAACAAUGUGGCGUCCAGCUAACUUAUGGAGACUGUAUAACAGAGGCCACCAAUUAUUGGACUGCCUCCAUCGUGACAACAGUUCUGAUGGUGGGGUUAGGGGAAGCAGGAAGUACUUUUUUUUUCUGUUGAACUGCUGUAAUGUCUAUUUUUCUGUUGCCUGCUCUUGCCCCUCCUCUCUCCAUGUCCCCACCCCAGUAAAAAGAAGCGAUGGAGGGGCUGAGGGGGAAGAAAGGCAGAGCAAGUAUAUUUAAAAGUGUGUGUUUGGGGAAGGGAAAGUGACAAUGGUAUUUUUUCCAACUGUGAGCUGUGAAUGCAACACAACAACCAUAGACUUGUACAAACAAGGGGCAAGGGAUGGGGGUUUUUAUUUUUUUUGGCGGGGGGGGGGGGGGGGGGGGGGGAGGGGGAAAGUGGGUGGGGAGGGAAUGAUAUGGAUGAACAGCAAAAAGCCCGGAGGUUUCGGGCAAUGACUGACUUCUCUGCUGUGGUCCAUUGAUCCACUGGUGAUAGGCCAACAUACCCUUGUGUUUAGUGCCUUUGAGACUGCUGUCAAUUCUGUAUGUGCCAAUUUGUUAAAACCUCCACACUACUUAAACGAAAGUACCAGGUCCACCACCUAUUUUACGGCAACUGGUGGUCCGGCAUCUCCUUUAAUCUGGACAAAAUAAUCAGAGUGCACUUGAAACCCCCACGACUGACUUUACGGGGCCGGUAUCUUAGCACCCCCGAGGCUGUGACCUCUCUUGGUCCAGCAAAACGGAUAAUCCGGUAAGGCUCUGGAAACCAAGGGUGCCGAAAAAUCAGUGUUGGACCUGUACUGAAAUGUUCCUUCAAGCAUUCCCACACAAAGCAUGGCAAGAUUCAGUGAGCCUUUUCUUGGCCAAAUCCAUAGACCUUUUUGUCUUGAUCUCUCGCUUUUGCCUACAUUCAAGAAGCCAUCUUUUUUCUCUUGUUUCCAAAGGAACUGCCUGCCCACAGUUCGAUAUUCCAUGUACGAAUCUAAUCCCCUCCCCACCCUCCCGGCAAUGACAGGGAAGGGAGAGGGAGGUCGGGUGGGAAAAGGGAUGGGACACUGGAAUCUUGAUUUGGUGCAUCAAGGAAUUCUAACAUCCUCUGUAUGUUACAAAAUCAGACGUGCAUUUAAUAGCUGUCUGCCUGUUCCAAGACUUUUAAUACAAAAUGCAUUUUUAUAUAUAAAAAACAAACAAAAUGAUA
This is a messenger RNA of Amblyraja radiata (thorny skate), 2318 nucleotides long. RefSeq names its product ras-related protein Rap-2b. NCBI's taxonomy places the organism in Eukaryota, Metazoa, Chordata, Chondrichthyes, Rajiformes, Rajidae. Gene Ontology annotation, molecular function: GTPase activity; GTP binding. The transcript has 2 exons. The record is from RefSeq and is a predicted model, not a curated record. Gene Ontology annotation, cellular component: membrane. Bases 458 to 1009 code for a protein of 183 amino acids. Gene Ontology annotation, biological process: Rap protein signal transduction.